GUAGUAGUAGUAAAUGUUAGGCAAUAUUCAGAGUAACCUACUUUUGAUGCACCUGCCCAUUGAGAAAGAAUCAGCGGCAGGUCUCAGGGCUAUAUCUACACAAAGGCUGGUGUCUCACUUCUUACUCUAUGGUCUACGUCUGGCCCGAGUUACCAAUAGCUCUGUAAUUACAUUAAGAUGUACAAUAACGUGUGAAUUGGAAUCCUAUGGACAACGGUAAUAUGCUACUUUUCCUUUCAGACUGCAAUCAGAAUGGAGAAGGAUUUCCUCAAAGGUGAAUUCAAGCGUGCUGUCUUUGUCCUGGCAACUGUAGGAAUAAUCAUCUUAUUGACGGUAGCCAGGACUCACAAGCCAGGGACAUUUUAUCUGCCAGCGAUAGAAACCUACUACAAACAUGGUACAUGUCCAAGUGUACUCGAAUAUAUGGUGGCUGGUUCGUGGGCAACACGUCCUAUCACACAGAAAGAGGAAGAUGAGAUUGAAGCCUUUUUACUACAAGGUCUCUACGCUGUAAACGGAAGUAAUAAUUUCGAACUGACGGACAAAAGAUGCGGGAACCUAGGCUACUAUCCAUGGAAGUCAAGUGAGAGAAUGGCAGACUGGACAAGGGCAUUAUGUAACCCAAGGGGAAGUAACCCUUGUUGUUAUAACAACACGUGUCAGAUGAAAACAGUUGAAGAAUGUGUCUGUACAGACUGCUAUGACCUUCGACCUCAGUUACAUGCUGAAUAUUCGAAAUGGAUUCCUAACGAUAGCAGAUGUCAAGUGAAAACCUUCUCACCCAACGCUGCCUGUGAGCUCCUCCGGGGAGGCACCUAUCACUUCUAUGGGGACUCCAUUGUCAGAAUGGUGUUUCUUGCCCUCAUCAUCAUACUCAAGGGAGACAAUCAAUAUGGCGGACUUCCACCCGAUGCACCUGCAGACAUUAAGAAAAAAUGUUCUGGGGUGUAUGUUUUUCCAACCCGUAACUGUCGAGCGUAUUUGGACUACACUCCGAAACUCUGCAACGGGACGGUAACAGUGCUUUUCCGUCAUUAUCCACAGAGUAACGACGUUCCUAAGAUGAGGCAAGAUGUCAAACUGGUUCUUGGAAAACCAAAGUCUAUUAUCUUUUUUGGCGCUGGCUCAUGGCAGCAAUUUGAUCGCCGAGCUAUGAAGAAAUAUUCAAUGGCUGUAAUCACCUCACUUAAGAAUGAAACCUGGCCAAAGUUGAUAUGGUCAGGUUUUCAUUAUUUCGGUCUCUGGCAUAGACAAGUUGUAUCAACUUCAGACAAUGAACACGCUGAACUCUUCAACAGAUAUAUGGAGGACCUGGUGGGAGGGUUCAAUAUACCCGUGUUUGAUACGUUCAACAUGACUAAAGGAGUGAGGAGUGUGGAUGGCGUGCACUACGGCCCUGGGGUCAACUUUGUUAAAGCUCAGAUAUUCUUGAAUUAUAUUUUAGAAUUACAACGUCACGCAAUAUGGACUUGAUACAUAUGUUGUACGCAUGCCUCGAGUAUUCGAGUCUUAGUGUUUUUCGAGUUAUAAGAAGCUCAAAGUUACACUGCAAAGACGAAAACGUCGUUUCUGUCCGUACAUAGUCAUGGUCACGCUUUCAAACCAUCGUUUUUCCGGCCAAAUAAUGUUGUUAUUUGUCAUCGGAAUUUACUAGGCGAGAACGAUAUCAUCAAGCAGCUGCGUCUACCGGUAUUCUACCUUUGAAAUCCAUGCUCAGUUCUCACGUGUCAUAUUACAGGCCGGAGGUUGAAUCUGUACUCGUAGCUCUUAAUUGAAGUGCUGAAUUGAAUCGUUCUGCCCGUGCGAUUGUUUAGUGCCUUGUUCAAAUUUUCCGUUCAGUGCAUGUGCGAUUUUGCUUAUUGUUUUCUAGAUUUUAGGUCACCACUAUUUGACAGUGAUUAAUAAACACAAUCUCAUGAUAAGGUCGGAGUCGUACAAUCUCGCUUUUAUUUAUGACAUGUACUUGAUCGGCAGGCAUUUUAUAUUAAUUAGUGCAAUGAUAACGGUAAGCAUUUUAGUCACAAUAUUUAGGAGAGCGCAAGGCUCAGGAACAGCUGAGUAUAGGAAAAGGAUAAAAACUUA
Molecule: messenger RNA, 2082 nt
Organism: Haliotis rufescens (red abalone)
Lineage: Eukaryota; Metazoa; Mollusca; Gastropoda; Lepetellida; Haliotidae
Exons: 3
Coding region: 253-1473 (406 amino acids)
Source: RefSeq, a predicted model, not a curated record